CUUAAGGUAUGCCCAGGAAGAGAAGGCCCAAUAUUUUUUGGGGAUGAUCACAGAGGGCAUGUUUUAAGUCACACGUUCUUCCUUAAAGAUAGCCAAGCUCGAGGAUUUCAGAGCUGGUAUAGUAUAAUUAUUGUCAUGAGAGAUAAGAUCUUCCUUCUAAAUUCAUGGGAAUUUUUAGUGAAAAAUUUCCAAAAAAUAAUUACAGAGCUUCAAGAAAAAGCUAAUAAAGUUUAUGCUGCAGAGCAGUCUGAGAACAAUUUGCGGGCUGUGAGACUUAACAGCGUGACAAGAAUGACAAUUGACACCUUCCGUAGAAGAAGAGGAAAUAUAAAAGCAAGGUCUCUCAUUGAUCUUACAAAUGAUAAGGAAAUAUUUACAUAUCUUCACUUAUGGUUUACUUGGAUUUUAAAAGCUGGUGCUAUGCGAAUAACAGAAAGACUGGUGGAAAGUUUUCCAAAUGAAGAUACUUUUAUUGAUUUGGAAAGACAAGAAGAAACGGAGGAAGGCUUUAUAAAAAUUCAUCUGACUCCAUCAGGAGAUGAAAUCAUACCAGCUAUAAAUGAUUCAUGCUAUAAAUCUGAUAACAGUCUGACUUCAGGAGAGGAAGAUAGUUUUGAUGGUGCAAUAGCAUUUUCCUCUAUCAGGGAACUUUAUCAGGUUCUGGGUAAAGAUAAAUUCCAUUGCCUAGCUUUUCACACCAUUGUUGGAAACCAGAUAAUCAUAAAAUCGAAGUAUUUACCUGUAAUAAAGUCAGUGAUUACUUGUCUAAAGGAUUUAUUGCCACGUGGUUGCUACUAUCCUAUCUACUAUUCAGUUUCUUAUCAAGAUUCAUGGAAGUGUAACUUUUUGGGUUUAUUGCCUGAUGUUCAGAUUCCUGAUCAUGUUAAUUCAUCUGAGUUACAUAUCCAGAUCAAUAUAACAAGCAAAAAUGAUGAUGCAGUUGUUAAUAGCUUAGAUGAUUUUGAAAUAGUUUUCCAUUCAACUGCAACUUUACCUGAUAAAGUUCCUGUAAUUCUCAAUGAAAUGGAAAGAGCAAUAGCAGAUCCAUCAUUUUCAAAUGCUGCAUUGGAUAGCUUUUUAUUCAGCAUAAAAGAAAUAUGGAUGAACAAAGUAAAAGUUUUAUUUGCAUAUUCACGAGGUGGACAACACAGCCCAGAGGAAACUAAUAAAUUAUUAACAGUUCUUGGAGCUCAGGAACAUGAUAAACAGGUAUUAAAAUUUUGGAUGACUGGUCUAAGUACACAAUACAAAACUAGGAUUUUAUCUUCAUCUGUACAGCAAGGAGUGCAGGCAAUUACUAAAAGCUACUAAACUGUUAUAUCAUAAUCCAGCCAUUACAAAAAUAUCAAUUUUCCUAUCAGGAAAGAUUAUUUUGUUAUUCUAUAUCAAUUUUUGAUUUAAAUUAUGAUUAAAAUAUGCUCUAAUAAAAGGCAAAAUGUGAGCAGGUUAUAAGUUUCUCAGAAGACUUUAUGGUAAUACUACUAUAUAUAUUAUAAAAAAAAAGAGUGAUUGAUGUGCUUUAAUGUCUUAAUAUUGAUUCUAUGUACAUCUUCUUGAUGACCACUUCUGACUACCAUGAAGCCUGGGUUUUUCUUUAAGAGUAAAAGGACAAACAUUAUCUCUACAAACCUAUUUGGAGGUUUAUGGUCGUCUAAGUUCCCUUAGAUGAGACUAUGAACAUCCAGAUGGGUUUGUGGUGUUCAUUUUAAGAAAACUUAAUUGGAUUUCUGUUUUUAGAGUAUAAGGUAUUUUCUCCCCCCUGUCCACAUUUCUUUGUGGUGUAAUUGAAAGCAUACUCGAUAUGUCCUGGUGUGGUCAUUGCACAUUUUUCCCAUCUCCUGUCUCAAAAAACUAAUGACUCUACAAGGGCUUCUAAAAAAGUAAAGAACAUUUCAUGAAAAAUUACAACACUGUUAGUGGAAAGGUUCUGUAAAUUCCUAUUACUGAUUGGAACUUUAUAUUUUGAAAAUAAAUUAAACCAAUACAAAAAGUACCAAUCCCUUUUCUUAUCGCAAAAAUAAUGCACUGAUUUAUUUUGAUUGAAUUGGAUUAUUUGAUUUAGACAAAGUGCAAAAAGUCUUGUCUAACCAAGUCCAAAUUUCCUUCAGGCUAGUUUUGAUUGAGUUCCCAACUUCAUAGUCCAGUGGGAGAUUAUUUCUUGUGCAAGAAUUUUACCAGCUACCCUAGCUCUGUAGCUUUUCCAGUUGGUGGUCGACAUAUUAGAUCAUUCUAGAUACAGGACAUUUGGAUUUCAGGUUUUGUACUGCAUAAUUUUCUAGAUUGGUUUGUUUCUUUAUAUAAUCAUUCAUUUCAUAUAAUAAAUAUUCAUUUAAAUUACUUGAAAUAUCUUAAUUUACUUGAAAUUAACAGCUAAAUUAGCUUUUACAUUUAUUAAACCAUUUUACCUAAAGUACUGAGAGUAUUCAGUACAUUCAAUACCUUUUCUGCUGUAAUUUUAUAAUUGGAAACUUAUAUCUAGGAUCAGUAUUUAAGGAAGUAGAGCACAUGACCACUGUUUUCGGGUACUUAUAAAUUUUAUAGAUAUUAUUUAUUUUUAAACAAAAAUAUAAUAUAUAGAAAUGUAAACAGUGUGUAUCAUUUGUAAUAUAUGUUUACUUUUGUAAAUAAUUUAAUAAAAUGAAGUAUAUAUAUUUCUUGAAA
Messenger RNA from Stegodyphus dumicola, 2661 nucleotides. It is a transcript of the gene BHD, whose product is annotated as folliculin. Gene Ontology annotation, cellular component: cytosol. Gene Ontology annotation, biological process: negative regulation of transcription by RNA polymerase II; positive regulation of TORC1 signaling; positive regulation of transforming growth factor beta receptor signaling pathway. NCBI's taxonomy places the organism in Eukaryota, Metazoa, Arthropoda, Arachnida, Araneae, Eresidae. Gene Ontology annotation, molecular function: GTPase activator activity. The record is from RefSeq and is a predicted model, not a curated record.